CCAAAAGUGGCUCGAGCAGCUACUACAUGAGCGGCAGCAGCACGUUGCCGAGGGGCGGUGCCCUGCUUCGCCCUUACAGUCCAGCCACAGGAGUGUUGCCGGGACCCAAUGUAACCGCUGGCCCACCGAAAGCACUCGGCACACCAGGUACAGGUGCGCCUCCGGCCAAGCCGCUGAGAAACUACCAUUGCAAGGCGCCGCCCCUUGGCAGUCUCGGCAGCUCGAGAAGCUACUCGCGCGACAGCACCGUCUCGCUUUAUAGCAUACCAGAUCGACUGCACGGUGAGAGCGGCUACAUGAGCAGCCCCGAGCGUGGCGGACCCGGUGGCGUCGUACCGGUAGGCGGCAGCGCCGCGAGCAACGGCCCUGGAUCCACAACGGGCAGCAGGUAUCCACCUGGCCCUUACAGCGCCGGCAGCAGCUACGAGGAUCCGUAUUACUCGCAAUACUCUGGUACCGUCACGCCUGUCAUCGACGAGGAAGCCAGCGAUACGGAGCUGUUGGAGGAAUCGUACAGUCUGUACGGGGUGAAACCGGCGGGGCGACCGCCAUCGGGCCCACCUCGCUCCCCAUUUGGGGCAGCGCCGCCCGGCGCCCCGCCGUCCACACUAUUACCCACCGGACAGCCCUACGACGCCACCCGAAUAAGAGUGGAGCACAUGGAAAGACAGCUGGCCAAUCUGACGGGGCUCGUGCAGAAAGCACUCACCCAGGCGCCACACCCCAGCCCAUCGCCGAGGGACUAUCUUCAGGUUCCUUCUUAUUCCCGGAGCGCAGGAGACGAGUUCGACAGGCAUUCUAGCUCCAGUUCAGCUUCGCUUUCGCCCGCACCGCCGCCGCCGCCUCCGCCAACUUCCGCGCCACCACCAGAUGACACCUAUUUAAGGAGCGACGUUAAGCCACCGAAGCUCGGCAAAGACAAGUCGGUGUCCUUCGAGAAGUCAGUGUCGUUCAGCGACGAGCCGCCGGAUAUGAAUUCGCCCAAGCAACACUCACCCCAGCAUACAGCGGACUCGAAACCCACCAAACCGGCAAUCAAAUCCUCGACUUUGCCGAGGAUGUCUUCGCAAGAGCGAGACAGCAGGCAUAAGCCAACUCCUCCGCCGAAACCAACGGCACUGGCACCAGGCCAGUACGUCUGCAGGGACCUCGCGCUCACACCCGAGAUGUACAAUCAGCUGAGAGGAUUGCAAAAGAAGGCCAAGGAUCUGCGCCAGGAGAUCAGGAAUCUCAGGCGAAUGUCACAGGCGCAGGCUCACACCGUGCGCGAGACUAUCCGGGACACAUUCAUCACCAUCAGGGCGAUGCUCUUGUCGAGUGGCGAUAACGCGUGGGCAAGCGGCGACGCAGAGAAAAUCAGAUUGAGUCGUGAGGAAGAUUUAUACAAGCAGGAGAUGUUGUGGCUGGAAAAAGACCUGACCGGACUGGAAAGUACGGUGGAGGAACUCCGAGGCAACGUGAUUAAUCGUAAAACGCGAGUCAAUAUGUCAGACGUGGAGAACAUGGCUCUGAUUCUCAGCAAAGCGAGCAAAACAGUGGCAGACUUGAAGGUGCGCUUCCCAAAUCUGCAGGAAGGCAUGAAAGGCCUGCUUAGCUCGGAGAUGGAGAAAGUUAUGAGAGAAGAGAAGUUUUUGAAAGAGGAGCCCGAUCGACUAGAGUCGGCGCUGAAACGCUGCAAAAAGUUAACCGGCACUCUCGUCACGCUCAAACGGCUAGCCUCGGUGCAGGAGCAGCGACUGCCGAACUCGGGCAGCGUCGACACCGAGGAGGCGCCGCCCAUCACGCCCACCUCGGCCCAACACUCCAAGGCCCCAGUGCCAGCGGAACGCUCUGUUGUGGGCGCAGCGCUCGUCUCUGGGGGAAGCCGCGAGCCUGCCGAACCACCACCACACGGCACCGGCGGUCAUACCCAGCGUCCGGAGAACGCACUCGACGCUCUGCUAGACGAGCUGCAGACCUUCAGCCGACCCGCGUCGCAGCUGUCGCACGCGUCGGCCACGGGCCCGCCGGCGGCCGGCCGACCGCCCAACAUGGCCGAGAUCGGGCGCAAGGGCAGCGUGGACUCGUCGUGCGCGGGCGGCCUGCUGGCGCCCGGGCCGGCGGGCCCGCUGCGCCGACUGCACUCCUACCCGUCCGGCUCCGACACCGACGGCUCGCCGCCGCUGGGCCCCAAGGACGACGGCCCCGCGCUGAGCAACGGCCCCGAGCUGGGCCCGGCGCCACCGAAGCCGCCCGUGCCCGAGCGCAACGCCGAGCUGCUGCAGCUGGCGAGCGCGCGGCGCAUGCCGCCGCCGCCGCCGCCGCGCACCAGCUCCCGCUCGCCGCUGGCCAGCCCCACCAGCCCGCAGCUGCCGCCGCGCGGCCGGCCCGCGGCGCCGCCCCUGGCGCGCGCGCUCUCCGAGAGCAACCACCGGCCGGCGCCCGCGGCCGAGCAGCCGCAGCUGCCCGCCAGCAACUCCAGCUCCUGCGAGAGCGUCAACUCGCAGGAGGGCCUGCAGAGCAAGCGCGAGCGCCAGGAGCAGCUGGAGCAGCGCCACCAGGAGCUGCUGCGCAAGCAGAAGGCGCUGCAGGAGCAGUACGCGCGGCUGCAGCUGCUGCAGCGCAACGCCUCGGGCGGCGCGGCCGGCGCGCCGCCCGCGCCGCCGGACCUGCUCAAGAAGACCGGCUCCGAGAGCAACCUGCUGGCCAAGAUGGGCCUGGGCCUGGCGGCCGCCGCCUCCGGCUCGCUCAGCAGCCUGGGCGGCGCCAGCCAGACGCUGCCGCGCAACAGCGGCGCGUCGGCGACGGCGCGCGCGCCCGGCACCGCCGAGCCGGCCGCCGUCAACGCCACCACCACCGCCAAGGUCUACGAGACGGACAUUCUGUGACCGCGGGCUGGCGAUGCUGGAGCCGCCGCCGUCGCCGCCGCCGCCGCCGCCGCCGCCGCCGGCGAUCCCGCCGGCCGCCCCGCUCGGCCGACCAACUACCUGCUGGUGUCGGGCGCCUAAGCGUGCUCGUCCAUCGUUCGGGGCCCAGCCGGUCGCUCGGCUUAGUAAAGCUCUAUCAAGCAGUAUUAUGAUGCGUGCGUCGAGACUGAACAAGGGCAGCGGUCGCUCGGCCGGUGCGCGCCGCGCCGAGUGCUCGCCUCCGGCGAGAUCGCGCGAGCUCACCGAUGACGUAGUCGCCGAUGCACUUUUAGAAAUGCAGUGCUCCAAACAAGCAAACCUAAAGCUAAUCACUCUGUAAUCAUUCAAAAUGAUGUAUUUCAUUAUGAUAAACGAAUAUUCAGGUUUAAACGGCAGUUUAAACGACAGUUGAUGCAAGGUGAAUCCUCAUUUCUGGCUGUUUGACUCGUAGCACCAAAGCGUCACCUACCACGUACACCAAGCACGUGAUGGCGCAUCGUCCUCCCGCAUCGAGGACGUUUACACGUUACAUUGAACACACACAUAUACAGCGACUCUCAUUCAGCACUCGUUUGGUUUGCGCGUUGAAUGUGGCGCAACGAGCAGCAAGUUUUGCGAGUAGAGGAGCUCCUUUUUAAUUGUGUGUCUGGUAAAGCAAAAAAACAAAAUGCAAAAUGUGCUGAUAUUUUCCAUGGCUUCGCGUUAGCAUGAUUUUUCGAUAUUUCGAUAACUUUUACACGGUUUCACGCAGCCAUCGGAAACAUUACCGAGAAGUCCGUCUAUAUAUGCACAUAUACACGUACACAUUCAUGUCACGUGAACUCAUGCAACUAUAAUAUUAAUUGUGACGCGCCUCGGACAGACGUAAUAAAUGUACGUCGUGGUGACGGUCGAAUUAUUUAUUCAAUUAUAGACAGGGAUAAUCGUCGAGCAAUUCCGCUUAGCGGAACGUGAAACAGCGCAGAGAAAUAAUUAACGAUGCAAGUGCCGAUUUUAUGAACAAUGUAUUUAACUCAUAGGGAUAUUAUACGCAUGUCGAAAUGAAGAUCUUUUUUACACGCGACGGUAAACUUGUCAGAGAAAAAAAUGCAACGGGUCAUUAACCGACUUAACUGAUUAGUCACAGUCAUAAUCAAUGCACGCACACACACACACACACGCGCGCGCGUAAACAAAUAGACAAGCUUGCUAGAAUUUUCGGAGAAAAAAAGCAACGUAAUUAUAAAUUGUAGUCUUAGUUAUCAAGAUUGCAACGUAUCGUUGAAUAUCUUUGACGAACAAAAAAGAAUGUGCUAUUCAUUAAGCUUCUCGACAAAAUUUACGCUAAGGUUUGCUUAUCUCAUCGAUCUAUUUGAAAAAAGUAACAGAGUUUUUGCAAAAUGUUAAACGAUAUUAUUGUAUAACAAAUCUUAUAAACAUGUGUUUUAAAGAAAUUUUUCAAAAUGAUAAUGUACACAUUUUCUUGACUAUUUGGGUGCCGCAAAACCAAAUGUAUCGUGCUUAUAUCCCUUUAUAUCAUAUAUUUGCUGCGCUAGUAAUCUUACAUCUUGUGUUUCUAUUUUGAACGAAAAAAGUCUUAGAUAUUUACAUUGUUAAUGUAUAUACAUAAGUUGUUAUACAUCUUACGAUGAAAAUAAAAAAAUGGAUUUUAUAUAUAAUUAGAUAAAGGCUAAAAAAAGUGAUGCAUGCAAUUUUUAUUACAAAAAAGAAGACCUUAAGACUCAACUUGACAAACUAACAAUCAUAUGAAUGCCAAAAUAUAAAGUUUAUAAAAAUGUAUAACAAAUAAAUAAAAAGUAAAUUGUGAGAAGAAUUUCGUAAAUGUUACUGGCAAACUGAACUAGAAUUUAGGUUCAGACUUUCUUAACUUGAUGCGGCAAAACAUUUAUACAUCACAAAAUAGCAAUGCACUCCUUUGUAUACCUUUAUAAUAUAUCGUACACAGGCUCGAAACCGGAAUUUCCAAAGUAGAGGAUCCAACGCAGGCGUAUAAAUAUAUGCCGAUCGACAAUUUUGUUAUUUGUUAUAUGUACAUAUAUGUGUGUAUACAGUCAAUUUUAACUCGGUGUGUAUAAUGUGUACUUAUAAUGAAAAUGGCGGUGAUCUCGGGCACACAUUUACUGUUUCAUCCAGAGCGUUGAUUUUUCACUAAGUGGCUAUAUAUUCACGUAUACCGUAGACUUUUAUAAAGUUGUAGCUCAGUUGAAAUCCAACCAAAGAAUUUUUUCAAUUCAAUUUAUGCAGAUACAUGGUUGUAUAGAUUGAUAAGUCAUAUUCAUUUCAAUAAUUGUAACGCCUUUCUUCAAUAUGAUUCAACGAACAUUACGUCAAUCCUUGAAUAAUUCAUUCUGUUUUUUUUCACCUCUGUUAAUUAAUUGCGGUAGCGCAACUUUCACAAAGGAAAACAACUUAUCCGUCUGUACUUUAUAAUUUACAUUGUGAUUCGGUGCCAAAAUCUGAUAACGAAGCCACGCGUGCCAAUGUUAGCGCAUAGAACAGACACACCCACACAGAAAAGAUAGACUCUUCAGCCAGUAGAGCUCUAGAGUUUAUAGAAUGAAAGUGGCCCUUAGUAGCUUCGUUUCAACACAUCGGUCUAAUAAUUAGUCUUUUUGCCUACGAAUAAUAUACAUUGACUGUACAUGCAUAUGUACAUAUAUACACAUUCGCUCAUAUGUAGUACAAGAAACAAGCAUACUGCGCUGGAGUAUGGAUACCUUUUUUAUGUAAAUAUAUAUUUGAGGUUUUCGGCAAAUGAUAACUUUUUUAUGAUUUAUCGAGUAAAUUUGAAAUAUUUUUACUACUGAUUACCGAGAAAAAAAAGAAGAAGAAAAAUAACGAUAUAUCCCUCCGCAGUCUUUUUCGAUACAAAGCCGUUAUUGGCUUGGAUUUACACGCCCACGAAUGUGACUUGGAGAGUUAAGAAAAAAGAUAAAAAAAAAAACCUUUUGACACUCGCAGUUAAAGAAGUUAAUACAUGAGCUGCGAAUAAAAUGGAAAAAGUCUUUGAUAUAAACUUUAUAAUUAAUCCAAUUAGUGUCGGGAGAUAAAUUUGGUAAAAAGAAGAGUUUGCGAUAGCUGUAUGGAGGCGUGGGCGAAAAAAUAAUCAGUCGGCUGUCGCGCAGUACUAUGUCGUCUGAAUGAUGAGUCUGUUCCUCGUCGAGGCUUGUGCAGCUGCUGAGGAGCCCCUGGAUCAUUUCACUCCAUCCCUCCCACGCUGCCCCCUCCCCCCCCCCUAAACUAUCUCUCAAUCAUGCGCGUAUUAUUAAAUGUAAAUACCCGUCGUCUAUCGAGAAACAAAGAAGAAGAAACUGUUUUCACGGCCAAGCGCAAUCCACACGAGACUAUUAGCACACACACGCACACUCACAUAUACAUCCAACACAUGCAAGCCAUCGUCACUAUCUACGCUAAGUUUCUCAUGUCGUUAUUAUACGAUUACUACUACUGCUACUAUCAUUAAUAAAUAUACUAUGACUAUUGCUACUAUUAUCAUCAAUUAUAAUUAUCUAGUGUAAUGUUUCCCGAUGGUCCUGUACGCCAAACUGAAUUGACUUGUUACAUUUGUAAAUGUUUGUAAGUAAUAUAAAAUAAAAUGAUUAAAUAACAAUAAAUAAUAAUAAAAUAAUUGAGGCGUCAUUGUUAAU
Phymastichus coffea is the source of this 6532-nucleotide messenger RNA. Its product is annotated as coiled-coil domain-containing protein AGAP005037-like. The record is from RefSeq and is a predicted model, not a curated record. NCBI's taxonomy places the organism in Eukaryota, Metazoa, Arthropoda, Insecta, Hymenoptera, Eulophidae. Bases 27 to 2867 code for a protein of 946 amino acids. Gene Ontology annotation, cellular component: cytoplasm. The transcript is spliced from 15 exons.